This is a messenger RNA of Boeremia exigua, 1271 nucleotides long. RefSeq lists its product as uncharacterized. Lineage: Eukaryota; Fungi; Ascomycota; Dothideomycetes; Pleosporales; Didymellaceae. The record is from RefSeq and is a predicted model, not a curated record. Bases 197 to 1078 code for a protein of 293 amino acids. The transcript has 3 exons.
AGACAAGGUAAUGAUCGUCUUGGACAGCGGCUGCGUGCCAAAAUUGCAACUUCGGCGAAUUGUAUAGCCAAGUCUUGUGGCGCUUUUCAUUCGCUGUAAUCAAUCACUGUAGCGCUCUCGCUCAGGUACACACAGGGUCAAGCGAGGCCUUGCAUCAUACCAUGAAGAGAUACGAAGCAGAGCGAAUAGUUGAGGCAUGCCCGGUACUAGGAAUAGCAUGUCGCACAUGUUUGCCGGCGUCUUUAGCGUCUGGGGCUGGAAAGUACGCAUUUGGACAACCCCAAUGGCUCCUCAUCAUGCAAAUCCCUUCGUACUGCUCAACGACAACUUGCCUACCUUAGUCCCUCGAUUUCUUCCACCGACAAACUCCUCAAACCUUCAGUCGCAUAUUCAGGUCUAUGCCAUCCCAUACGGCGUCCUGGGAGUCGUCUCGCACGCUUUGACUUUCUACGUUAUCUUCUGCCAUAUGCUCGGCCGCUGUCCUCUUCUUCCAUGGCAGCCCCUCAAGAAGACGACUUGGAACAUUUGCAUAGUCUCGCUUUCUUCCCUUGUCUCUGUCAUCCUAUCAGCCGUGACGAUGGCAAGAAGCAGGGGCUCGCAGCCACUGAUGAUCCUUGCGGGGAUGCAGAUCGUUCUGGGGGUUUUGGUGGACGCUGUGCAUGUGCACCGGCUGAUCAUCGAUACCGAUGAAUGGAGCAAUAGUCUGGGUCUAUGGGGUGUGCCGAUGGUACUUACCGGUGUGUUCUCUAUCUGGGCGUUCUAUCAGUUUCCUCACACAGAAGAAAGUGGGAAUAUCGGCAACGUCUUGAAAUCAAUCGCGUUCCUCGUCUUGCUUGCGUGGCUCGGGCUUACGGGGCUGGUGACAGCCUUCAAUUUCAUCUGGACUGCAGUGUCUUUGUUCAAAAAUUCGAUAAUUUUUGCUGUUCCGGCAAUACUCUUUAGCUGCGCGCUGUUUUGGUUUGGCGAUUUCGGCAUUGCGACGGUGAGCAAGAACACGAUUGGAACGCCCUCAAAGCAGGUCACCGCCUUAUAUUACAGCUUCUGGCUCGUGGAGAAACUUCCACUCUUCACAUUUUGAUCCGCAAAGUCUUUUCGUUCGAACGAACGCGAUCUUGCACAAUCAGAACGAACUCUGGGAAUACUCGGACGACUGGAAGUGCUGUACUCAGGCAAUAUCGAGCCGCCUUUCCCCAUUGGCUGCGUCUCAACCUAUGUAGGAGGAUGCAGAGAUUUGCAGGGGGCUUCGGGCGGAAGGACUAACACUAUAAAGC